This is a messenger RNA of Talaromyces marneffei, 3417 nucleotides long. RefSeq lists its product as uncharacterized. The record is from RefSeq and is a predicted model, not a curated record. Gene Ontology annotation, cellular component: nucleus; cytosol; cytoplasm. Gene Ontology annotation, biological process: intracellular signal transduction; negative regulation of glycogen biosynthetic process; protein phosphorylation. The transcript has 4 exons. NCBI's taxonomy places the organism in Eukaryota, Fungi, Ascomycota, Eurotiomycetes, Eurotiales, Trichocomaceae. The coding region runs from base 1 to 3417 and encodes 1138 amino acids. Gene Ontology annotation, molecular function: ATP binding; protein serine/threonine kinase activity.
AUGACUGGACACAGGAGACAGCACGAUGAAAAAGGAGAUCUCAGUCCUCUCUCGUCGCCCGCUCUCGGUGCACUCUCGUCUUCACCGGAACAAACUUCAUUCAACCUUGGAGAUCGAAGCGAUGGGAAUCUCUCUAUUCCUUCAACUAGAGAGCCGUUGAGGCUUUCAAUGGAUGCUUCAACGUCGUCGAAUGACUAUGAUCAGCUUAGUCGAUCCCCUUUACUCGAACCUGACGGCCUCGGUCCCUCAGGUCUAGACCGUAUACGACAGCAACCCUUAUCGCGAGUAUUCACGCUUCCAAACCUUUCUACAUCGUCCGUCGGCCAGCACAACUCCCCACCCAAUCGUUCGAGUGCGUCGUCCAGAGCUGCAUCGGUAUAUGUCCCAUCAGGCGGAACAGUCCCUCCCUUUGAAGAUCUGCACCGCUUUCCUUCCGAAUCCCUUCAUUCGUUCUCUUUCGCUCAACGGUCCGAGGAAUUGCUCGCUACUCGACAUAACAUUCUCAAAAGGUCAAUAGAUUUUAUGAAAGAUCGAUUGGGUUGGGCGGCUACUAGUCCCGGUCUCGUUAAUGCUCAGGCUCGAAUAAGUGGCGACACCGAAUUUCAGGGUAUGGUCGAUUUGUUGUCCAAGGCCAGUGUGUUGGAUCGAGAAUCACAAGGUCGGCAAAUAGGUGGUCUAAAUGGACCUAUCACCAGUUCACCGGAAGCUGAAGCGGACAACGUGUUUGAGAGGUCUUUUCAUAGCCCUACACUCACGAGCCAACAUUCACCCUUCCCGAGCUAUCCUGGGGACGCCACCGAAGCUGUCGAUGAUAGUCAACUUCUGAGUCCCUUCUAUGACGACAAUGGCUACUCGCGCCGAAGAGAUCUGAGAUCUGCUCCGGCUUCCAGGCGGGUCAGCUUGAAGCGAACAUAUACCGAUCUAAGCUCUCUGUCGUUGCAAAGUAAACUCAUGGAAACUUUGGCACAACCCUAUCCUGCCGGCGACUCUUUGGCUUCACCUGGAUACAACUUGGCACUGGGAAUUGGCCCUGUACUUCAUACUCAUAGCAGCAAAUGGACACCGGUCUCUCAAGCUGUCUUUAGGACAGAGGCAAAGGCUCCCUGGACAAUCAUCUCGGCCAACGAUCUCGCUUGUCUUGUCUUUGGAGUCACGCAGUCGGAAGUCCGAAAGUUAAGCAUACUCGAGGUGGUUCAAGAAGAGCGGCGACAGUGGCUUGAGUCAAAGCUUCAGGACCCGACAACUGAUGCAACCGCGAAGUUUCCUAAUUCGAACGUUAAGCCUCGCUUCAAUAUGCCAAGGGGUAAUGGAGUAACAGCACAAUUGUUGAGCAAGCCGUCGUCUCGGCAAAAGACUGGUCGCAGGGCUCAGACAGAUGAUGGUUAUGGGUCGAGCAAAAGGAACCCACGGAAACCGAACCAUCCAGCAAACAAGUCUCGCGGAGUGCUUCUGUGCGGUGAUGUAGUGCCAAUCCAGAAGCGUAACGGAGCAACUGGGUCGGCUAGUUUUUGGGUCAUGGAAAAACGUGGAGGUUUGAUUUGGGUUCUUGAGGAGAUAACAGAGAAUGUGGCAUAUCUCACAUACAAUGAAAGUGGAAAACUCACUAAAGUAGAGGGCGACGCUGAUGAGAUUUGGGGCCACGACGUUGCAAAGAGCGAUAUCCCGAUUACGACUCUCUUCCCAGAAAUGCCGGCAGAAUGCGUAAGUAAUUUUGAAAGACUUCUCGAUCUCAAAUAUUUCGGCGCACGUGGUCCGGGGAAGGGUGGCAUACCGACAACGGUUACGAAGAACCCUAAUGGGGAUAUAAGGUCGUUACGAGUGUCUAGUUUUCCUCAUGUCGCCGGUAUGAUGGUUUUAUCGUCGACUACACUCAACAUUAUCAGCUCGAAUUCGGUCUUUUCGUCUGCCCUCUUUGGGCAGGAGCGUCCCGAAGGACACCAUAUUUCUGAACUUAUUCCGGAAUUUGAAAAAUUUAUUGCUACUUUGACGGAGGAAGAUAAAGUGCCGCUUGUGGACGGUAUGGUGAUUCCAGAACAUAGCUUCCGACGAGCACGGGAUUUGUUGUUACUUCGAGAGAAUAGAGGCAACGCCAUCUCUAUCUUUCUUGAGUCUGAAGGUCUGCCAGCGAGACAUCGGGAUGGAUCUCGGCUUUCUAUCGACGUGCAAAUGCGAAUUGUCAAAAGUGAAACUGUUUUCCCCGAUAGCCAAAGUAAGCGGGAAGAAGGGUCACCCACUCACCAGAGCGAAAAUAGUGAUCAUGACGACGAUGAAUUGGCAGACACAAUUGCAGUAACUGAAGUCGUCUAUGCUUUAUGGGUUACUUACUCUAGGCAGAUGCACUCUGGGACCGGUGGUCUUCCCUCCAAUGACCAGGCAGCAACAGAAAGGAAGCCAACCAUACCAAUCCACCAAACCCAGUCGGGACAACGCACACCUUCCCCAACUCCUACAUUGCCGUCUCAUUCUAACACGCCAUCUUUGGAUAACAAGACUCCACUAUCUCUACUCAGCCAUAAACUCAACGAGGCGGCGUCAACACCGUUAGCGGACCGAUCUAUGCCCGAACCAGUUCGUGUACCUCCUUUGAUUAAAGAAGCACCCAAGAAGCGAACAAUCUCCGACUAUGUUAUUAUCGAGGAGAUGGGACAAGGAGCGUAUGGACAGGUCAAAUUGGCACGACUGAAGAAGAAUCCAGCUAAGAAGAUGGUGCUCAAGUAUGUCACCAAGAAGCGAAUUUUAGUGGAUACCUGGACUCGCGAUCGUCGACUAGGGACUGUACCACUGGAGAUUCACGUUCUCGAUUAUCUUCGACGAGAUGGCCUACGACAUCCGAACAUCGUGGAGAUGGAGGGCUUCUUCGAGGACGAGAUCAAUUACUACAUCGAAAUGGUCCCGCACGGUCUUCCGGGAAUGGAUUUAUUCGAUUAUAUAGAGCUCAAAUCCAACAUGGAUGAAGGCGAGUGCCGAAACAUUUUCAAACAGGUGGUGGAUGCCAUCCACCAUCUGCACACCAAGGCGUUGGUGGUACAUCGAGAUAUCAAAGACGAAAAUGUUGUGCUUGACGGAGAAGGACGCAUCAAGUUGAUUGAUUUCGGCAGUGCGGCAUAUAUCAAGAAUGGACCCUUUGAUGUAUUUGUGGGCACUAUUGAUUAUGCGGCACCCGAAGUCCUCCAAGGCAAAUCCUACCGCGGCAAAGAACAAGACGUGUGGGCUCUAGGCAUCCUUCUUUACACUAUCGUCUACAAGGAGAAUCCUUUCUACAAUGUCGACGAAAUUCUCGAUCACCCACUCCGGGUCCCAUUUCUUCCAUUCUCCGAGGAUUGCAUCGAUCUCAUUCGCAGGAUGCUCGACCGUGACGUGGAUAAUCGAAUUACAAUAUCUGAAGUGGUUGACCAUCCGUGGAUGGUCACGGUUUGA